This is a messenger RNA of Tripterygium wilfordii, 1403 nucleotides long. Its product is annotated as thaumatin-like protein 1. The transcript has 3 exons. The record is from RefSeq and is a predicted model, not a curated record. Gene Ontology annotation, biological process: defense response. Gene Ontology annotation, cellular component: extracellular region. Bases 169 to 1176 code for a protein of 335 amino acids. Lineage: Eukaryota; Viridiplantae; Streptophyta; Magnoliopsida; Celastrales; Celastraceae.
UUUUGUCGGUUUAUGACCUCCCUAAACUCCUCUGUUCACAGCCACUUCCUCUGUUUCUGUCACUGGCAGCUGCCUCCUCGCAGGGCAUAAAACUCCCGCAUUGUCUCCGUUUCCAGCGCCACAGCUGAAGAAUAAGGAAGAAGAAUAGAUAAAGGGAGGCACUGACACAUGGAUCUCUCUUCCUCUCUCAUUUUAAGCUUUGUUUUUCUACUCAUUAUAACUUGCAGAGGUGUGCAAGGUGCCACAUUCACAUUCGUCAACCGGUGCCAAUACAGUGUAUGGCCAGGCAUUCUUGCAAAUGCGGGCAGUCCUAGACUCGACAGCACCGGAUUCGAGCUCCCAAAGGACUCUUCCCGUUCCAUCCAAGCGCCGACUGGGUGGUCCGGUCGCUUCUGGGCUCGAACAGGUUGCAACUUCGACGGAUCCGGAUUCGGUUCCUGCCAGACCGGAGACUGCGGCUCGGGUCAAGUCGAGUGCAAUGGACUCGGAGCAUCUCCACCGGCCACGCUUGCUGAGUUUACUCUCGGAACCGGCGGGCAGGACUUCUACGACGUCAGCCUCGUCGACGGCUACAACCUACCCAUGAUCGUCGAAGGCUCUGGUGGGUCUGGUCUCUGCUCGUCAACGGGAUGUACCACGGAUCUGAACACUCAGUGCCCGCAAGAGUUGCGAGUCGGUAAAGGCGACGCGUGUAAGAGCGCGUGCGAGGCUUUUGGGUCCCCUGAAUACUGCUGCAGCGGCGAGUACAAUACACCCAGUACUUGCAGGCCGUCUGUUUACUCCGAAAUGUUUAAGGCCGCGUGUCCCCGCUCGUAUAGCUACGCCUACGACGACGCCACUAGUACCUUCACUUGCUCCGGGGCAGACUAUACGGUGACGUUUUGCCCCUCCUCUCCAAGUCAGAAAUCUUCAAGCUCUGCAACACCAGCGACAGAAACAUCAACAUCUCAGGGUUCAGGGGUAGAGUCACAACCCGGGUAUGGGUUCACCUAUUCUGGGUCCGGGUCUGAUACAGUGUCCGGGUCAGGGUCGGUUGGAGGAGAGACAAUGUUGGCAGAUGGAUCAUGGUUAGCUGGUUUGGCUAUGGGAGAUUCACCAAGAACAACCACCACUGAAUCGUUAAUUGUUGCUUCUGGAGCACUAUCUCUGUUUAUACUCUCCUUUUUCUACUUGUAGCAUCCUUGUUUUGUUGAUCCUUUUUGUUAGUUUUAGUCAUUAAUGUGAAUUCUUUACAGAUUAUGCAGCAGCCUUGAUUGGUGUGUGUCUGGCUGUCUUUUGCCUAUCUUGAAAAAAGCUGCAAAGAUUCCUGGUCCAAUUUGUAGAGCCACCCCACUUUGAUAUGUCAGGAAAGUGGUUUUGAUAUGGUUUUGGUGAUAUAAUAGGAACUCUUUUAUUAGGCUCCA